ACAGUGCUAGAAAGGUGCACUAAACAACUUGGAUGGAUUUAACCACUCAACAGAAAAGGAUUGUUCACUGGACAUUUUUAUUUUAUUAUAUUUUGUCUUGGGCCAGUUGCUGGGGGAAAAGGAAUGUAAUUAGAGGAUUCUCCCCCUCUUGUUCUUCUCAGCAUUGAAGAAAAAGAAAUCUGUCUGCAUUGCAACCAUAACACAGAUGAUUAGAAAAUUUUGCAUUGGACUAUGGCUCCUGUUGCUAGCAUAAGAUCAUUUUUCGAUUUGGUUUUCUCAAAGAGUCAAUUACCAACCUGCCCUUAGGGAUGGAUGUGUUUGUUUUUCUACUUGGCAACUAUAAAGUGUGGGGGGCAGGGCGGGGAAGAGAUGAAGAUUUGGUACUGAUCUACUUGCCAACUUUAAGAGAACACCAAACUAAAUAAUCUUGGUUUAGAAGAUCAUGUACAGGAUAGGAGAAUUGGAAAAUCUUAUCUUAUCCUUUGUCCAAACAGAGAGCCAGUUUGCUAUAGUGAGUAAAACAUCAGGCUAGAAACCAUGAGACAAUGAGUUCUGAUCCCAGCUUAGACAGAAAGCCAGCUGGGUGACUUCAGGCCAGUCCUUCUCUCUCAGUCCUAGGAAGAAGGCAAUAGCAAAUCAUUUCUGCAAUCGUGCCAGGAAAAAUGCAGGGACUCGUCCAAAGAGUUGCCAGGAGACAAGAGUGAUUUGAGGGCACCGGAGAAAAAAAUUGUCCAAGUAAUGAAAAUAAAGUGGCAUCAAAUAGAGGAUUUAUUGCUUUUUAUCAUCUUAUAAAAUGCUGCCUGUUAGAAAUAGAGGAUUUUCUUUGAGGAGUGGUGGGUAGACCACAAUAAGACAGAAGAUAAACAGAAAUUGGGUAAAAGACUAAGUUAAAAUUUGUAUUUAAUAUGUUUGAAACUCUACAUAACAUUGACUUUAUAUCCCCCAAAAUCUUUUUUUUUUUACAAUAUAGAUUUCUUUAACAUCAUGACUAGGGAGGAUUUUAGCCUUGUCCUUCCAGCAAUCCUCAUUCUAGAUCUAGAUUAUUGGAGUGAUGAAUAAAUAUUUUAUAUCUUCAUUAAGGCAAUUGGUGGGUGGUGGUGGUGGUGUAGCCUUGGUCUUCCAUGAUUCUAAUGAGGAUUAUGGCAGAAAAAUCUAGGAUGUAAAGGAGAAUUACCAUUCUUGCAUGUCAUCUUCCUCAGACCAAAGGUAUCUGCAUUGGGGCAAAUUGGGGUCUCUGAGGUCCUGAUACUUAAUGGCACCAAACAAGAAAAUCAGGUGGCAUCUACUUCUGUUCAAAUUACUAAAAUAGCAUAGGGCACACAUUCCUGAGCAAACCUACUUGUGAACAGAAAAUGUGCCAGACCAUAGCGAUGCUUUUGUAAAAUCUCAGGCUAGUGCAAGAGGGCUUCUUGCAGAGGAUGUGCUCCUUAAGUCAGAACAAUCUGUUUCUUGAUUUAGUUCACAUUCAUACCUAAUGCCAAAACUUUUGGCUUACCACCUCUCUCCCCCUUUCCAUUAAAGCUUCCUGGCCAGAAAAUGCCAGUGUUAAGAGGGCAUUUUCUCUUCCUGGCGUAAUUCUUCCAGAGAUUGGGGUGGAAUUCAUGGAUCUUGGUUCCCUGCUCCACCUUCUUUGCUGCUUUUCUGCUCUAAGCUUUUUGAAUUUUGGAAAGGCAUCUAGGAAAUCUUGGCUUGCAGCCACCGUUUAGUCAUUAAAUCACACUCCUCCACUAACAUAGCUCUGGAUAGAAGGAGGUAGGAGAAGAAGUCUGUAUUUCUGGACUGGGGGAAGUUGAUGAUAAGAGACACGCCUGGUCUCCCAGCACGUGGAAAAUGAACGUUUAAAGUAGCACCGCUAACAAAGCCACCCAGACAUCAACUGCGGCGGAAGAGAGGUUGCGAGUUAGCCAGGCAGCUUUGGGGGCUGUUCUUGGAAACCCGGAUUUAGCGGAGUCUCAAGAAACCAGGCACACAAUAGCAAUCACGACGCAGGAAUCUCUUUGGAGACAAGGUGGGGCAGAGCCCUGGCAGCUGGCUGAGGCAUCUCUGGAGGAACCACCGCGCCGCUUCUGCUCCCAUCGCAACCAUGCAGCAGCACCCCGGCGGCGGCGGCGUCGCGGCCAUCGGGAUACCGAGCAGCAUCCGGGCGUCACUGUGGAGAGCUGCGAGGCAGGGAAGUGUGGAAGGAGACCCUCCGGGAAGCGAGGCAGGAACCAUAGUGGACAGUCUGGGCAGUCAACCAUACCGAUGCGUCCCUGAAGUGACCAAGGUUGAGCACUACGAUUUAGUGCCAUCUUCCUCCUCUUCUGUCUGUCACGCUCCGUCACAAGGGCUUCCGUGGGCACAGCGAGCUCGGCUACAGCCAGCCAGCGUGGCGCUGAGGAAGCAGGAAGAGGAGGAUAGCAAACGAUCAGCACUGUCAGACAGCUAUGAGCUCUCAACGGAUCUUCAGGACAAAAAGGUGGAGAUGUUGGAGCGGAAGUAUGGGGGCUAUUUCUUGAGCCGGCGGGCAGCUCGUACAAUUCAAACAGCCUUUCGCCAAUACCGCAUGAACAAAAAGUUUGAGCGUCUAAGAAGUUCAGCAUCAGAGAGCCGUAUGUCACGGCGCAUCAUACUGUCCAACAUGCGGAUGCAAUAUUCGUUUGAAGAAUAUGACAAGAUCCAGAAUGCCCCUUACUUUGAAGGUAAACCUGCCUCUCUGGAUGAGGGCUCCAUGGCUAGUGCUCGACCUCAUCUCCUGGAUCACGGCCUUCCCUACAGUGGCUCUUGCCGGACCGGCUUGGAUGGUAGUUCCCUGCAUUCCUCUUCUGGAGGCUUCUGCAAUGACAUCACGGAACUGGAGGAUUCCUUCUCCAAGCAGGUGAAGUCCUUGGCAGAAUCGAUUGAUGAAGCCUUAAACUGCCACCCACUUGGCCAGGAGGGAGGACCUGGUGGCCCCACUUUGGAAAAAAGUGAAUCCAAGGAGCAGCAGGGUGACAGUGCUGCCACUUCAUUCAGUGAUGUCACACUCUAUCUGGACGAAGGCGCUCCCACAUCGCCCCUCUCUCUGGAGCGCCCCCCCAGCACUGAGCCCCCAGAGCCUGCUCCGGGAGUGCCCCUCCCACCAGCCCCACGGCCGGAGUACUGGGGGGCGCCCCAGCGGGAGGACAGCCGGGAGAAUGGGGGCGGGAGCCGGCGCAGCACACCUUGCAUGGAAUGCCGGGACUACCGCCUUCGGGGCGCUCACCUGCCCUUGCUCACAAUUGAGCCUCCCAGUGACAGCUCAGUGGAUCUGAGCGACCGUUCUGAUCGGGGUUCACUCAAUCGGGGGCUCAUGUAUGAGCAAGAUGGCUGCAGCCCCCAUGGCACCCUCAAACAUCCUGGAGGGCCUGCACGCUCCCCCCACCCACACCGCCAUUAUCAUCCCGAGAAAAGCCAGCCUCCUCCACCUUUGCCCAUCCCACCCCCUCAGGCCCCAGGCCGCCUGCCUCCGCCUCCUCCGCCGGACAACUCAGAUGGCGACAACGACAGCCUCAACAGCACCACCAACUCCAACGAGACCAUCAACUGCAGCUCAGGAUCCUCUUCACGGGACAGCCUGCGCGACCCGCCUCCACCUGCCCCAACCACCACCACGACUGUCGGGGGGCCCUGCAAGCAGACCUACCAGCGUGAGACGCGGCACAGCUGGGAUUCUCCUGCUUUCAACAACGACGUGGUGCAGCGCCGCCAGUACCGCAUUGGCCUCAACCUUUUCAACAAGAAACCAGAAAAGGGGAUCCAGUAUUUAAUUGAGAGAGGCUUCUUGUCAGAUACGCCAGUGGGCGUGGCCCGGUUUAUCCUGGAGCGGAAGGGGCUGAGCCGGCAGAUGAUUGGAGAAUUUCUUGGCAACCGGCAGAAACAAUUCAACCGAGAUGUACUCGAUUGUGUUGUAGAUGAGAUGGACUUCUCCAGCAUGGACCUGGAUGAUGCCCUGAGAAAGUUCCAGUCACACAUUCGGGUGCAAGGUGAGGCCCAGAAGGUGGAGCGUCUCAUUGAGGCUUUUAGCCAGCGCUACUGUGUAUGCAAUGCCCCAUUGGUGCGCCAGUUUCGGAACCCUGACACCAUCUUCAUCUUGGCUUUUGCCAUCAUCCUUCUCAAUACGGACAUGUACAGUCCCAGCGUCAAAGCAGAGAGGAAGAUGAAGCUGGAUGACUUCAUCAAAAACCUGCGGGGGGUUGAUAAUGGGGAGGAUAUUCCCCGUGACCUCUUGGUAGGGAUUUACCAGCGGAUUCAGAGCCGAGAACUGCGCACCAAUGAUGAUCACGUUUCUCAGGUCCAGGCAGUCGAGCGCAUGAUUGUGGGCAAAAAGCCGGUUCUCUCUCUGCCCCAUAGGCGCCUGGUGUGCUGUUGCCAGCUGUAUGAGGUCCCCGACCCCAACCGGCCCCAGAGGCUUGGCCUGCACCAGAGGGAAGUCUUCCUCUUCAAUGACCUCUUAGUGGUAACAAAGAUUUUCCAGAAGAAGAAGAUCCUUGUGACCUACAGUUUCCGCCAGAGCUUCCCACUUGUUGAGAUGCAGCUACAGCUCUUUCAGAAUUCCUAUUACCAGUAUGGGAUUAAACUACUCUCAGCUGUCCCCGGUGGGGAACGAAAAGUCCUGAUCAUCUUCAAUGCCCCCAGUCUGCAGGACCGAUUGCGUUUCACAAGUGAUCUGCGGGAGUCCAUCGCUGAAGUGCAAGAGAUGGAGAAAUACCGGGUGGAAUCGGAGCUUGAAAAGCAGAAAGGAGUAAUGCGCCCCAACGCCUCUCCCUCUUCUGGGCCCAAGGACACCGUGAAUGGCACCCUGACCCGGAGCAGUCUAGAGGAUGCCUAUACUAUGGGAGAGGGCCUGAAGAGAAGUGCCCUCAAUAGCUCCCUGCGUGAUCUCUCUGAUGCUGGCAAGCGGGGCCGUCGUAACAGCGUGGGAUCCUUGGACAGCACAAUUGAAGGGUCUAUCAUUAGCAGCCCACAUCCCCAUCAGAGGGCGCCACCACCACCUCCUCCAGAGGAAUACAAGCCCCAGCCUCGUCCCCCCUCGAAUUCGUCCUCCUUCCUGGGCUCCCUGUUUGGCAGCAAGCGUGGGAAGGGCCCUUUCCAGAUUCCCCCCAGCCAGGUCUCAGCAUCCUCGUCUUCGGCCUCUUCAUCUCACCAUCAUCUGCCCCAGCACCACCCACAUCACGGCCACCCCUCCCUCCCUGACGGCGGCCAGUCUAAGCUGCAGGCGCUCCAUGCCCAGUACUGCCAUGGCCCCUCUGCUCAGCCGCCGCCCCCCUACCCCCAGCAGCCCCCUCCCCCUCAGCAACCAGCACCCCCACCCCCACCUCUGGCCCUGCCCUCCAACCCUCUGCCACCUCAGAUCCAGCGCUACCACCAUUCCCAGCAGCCUCCUCUCUCAGCUCCCCCUCAGAAGCAGGCAGUGCCCGCUUUCCCUACCCCACAACCCCACCACCACUACACUCUCGGUCGGCCUGGGCAGCAGAAGCGCCUCCAGAUGGCGGCUGCUGCUUCCCAACACCCUCCCUUCCCUCAUGGGCGCCAGCCCACCUCACCGCUGCCCCUCUACAGCCCUGCCCCACAGCAUGCCCUGGCCCACACGUACCCCCAGCAGCUGCAUCAGUCAGGGAUCAGUGGGCAGCACACCCUGCACAGGCAGCAGGCCCCAAAGCACUUUAUUUUCAGCCAUCAUCCCGCACAGCUGCUACAGCGGCCUCCGCCACCCUCUGGAAUGGGGCCAUAUCCUGGGCAUCAUGGCCAUCCUCAGCCACACCAUAGCCAACCCCCAAUGCCCCCGCCUCAUUCUCCCAUUCCCCCGCAUCCUUCUUACCCACCUCUUCCCCCUCCAUCACCCCAUACGCCUCUCAGCCCCCACUCCCCGGCUGCUCCUACGUCCCCUCUGGCCCAGCACAUGCCCAUGCACCAGGGGGGUCCUCCACCCAUGCCUGCUCAAGGGCCCCCAAAUCCCAAGCCUAAGCCGGUCAACAGAAUCAGCACCGUUGUGUGAACAACUGCCGCCACAAUGGAACUGAUAGCAGAUCUAUAAAUAUAUAAAUAACAGAGCUUGGGGCCUCCCCUGUUCCAGUUGAAGUGAUGGGGAAGGAUGGAGGUCAGGAGGGUGUCUAGAUUUUAUGGCCAUUCCCUUUCCUCCUCCCCACUCCACAUCCCAUCCCUCCUUUUCCUAGGAUCAGAACUGAGAGAGGGCAUCCCUUGGAAAGGAAGAAAACCUGGACCUGCAACACCGUGCCUGGCCGGAGGGGGGGUACAGCUUCACAUGGGCUUUGCUUUUGGGAGCUCUGCCUCCUUUCUCUUCCUUGCGGGUCAUCUGUCCCCGCUCCUACCAUCUUUUUCUGAGCAUCUGUGGACAGCAUGGUAGUUUUGUGGUGACCGUGGAUGGCAGAAGUAUAAGCUGCAGUGUUGGGGAAAGCAAGUGUCUGUUUGUGUUGUCUUAGGAGUAUGGCCAAACAGGUAAAAUUUAUCAUCCCAACUUUUAGUAACAUUUGUGUGUUUGGGGGCAGCAAAUUCUUUUCUGAUAGCAUGACUUCAUGAUGGGGUGAUAAGGAAGGAAGGAAGGAAGGAAGGAAGGAAGGAAGGAAGGAAGGAAGGAAGGAAGGAAGGAAGGAAGGAAGGAAUCAAUCAGUCAAUCAAUCAAUCAAUCAUAUGAUUUUGCUACAGGCUCCCAUUGUCAGAAAUGGGCAGAGAUAAUCAUACUAUCUGCUAUAGGUGGGAUACCUGCUAAUCUCCCAGGCAACCUUGCCCAGUGUGGUGGUUUUUAAUGUGCAGAGGAAGUUGUACAAAGGACUUUGUGUUUUCUUCUGCUCAGGCUCUUUCCCCAGAAAGCACUAAUCCAAACAAGACUUUUCAGAAGUCUUUUCUUCUCUCUCUCAUUGGCACCAGAAUUUUCUGAUAAGAAUAAAAGUUUUGUAUUUUUAAAAUGUUAACAAGUAGCAGAUAGUCCCUGUGGCUGCCUUCUGUGUAUCAUGUUUAAACUGCAAAUGGCAUUUAUGAAUUCUGAUUUCUAGUGGUAAUUUUUACUCAGAAGAAUGACUGAAGAAUCUCUCAUUUUUUUUCCUGAUUUACCCCAAAAGAAUAUGUUUUCAGUCUGAUUAAGCCACUUUUUAAUAGGUCCUGUGGACCAUGAACUCACAAACAACCCUGUAAAUGCAGAAAAUGGAACAGAGUUCUAAAGACUAUAGAUGAAGUUUUGGGGCUGCGUAAAACGCUUUAUUGCCAAAUUCUGCAAAGUGGCACAGAAUUUGUGUGUGCAGAAGUACAGCAGGAACCAGCAGUUUAGCCAGGGGUGAAAUGCUCCCGGUUCUCACCAGAUCUCGCGAUCUGGUAGCGAUCUUGGCCGGUGGUUCGGCGAUCCGGUAGCGAUGGUGGAGCAAAGCUCCACCCACCCGCCCAGGUGUCAUUACUUCCUGGUUUUAACUAGAAAGUAAUGUUUUUUACCUUCUGCGCAUGUACAGGUCUGCGCAUACAUGUUUUUUUUUUAAUUUUAAUUUACAUUUAUAUCCCGCCCUUCUCCGAAGACUCAGGGCGGCUUACAGUGUAUAAGGCAAUAGUCUCAUUCUAUUUGUAUAUUUACAAAGUCAACUUAUUGCCCCCCCAACAAUCUGGGUCCUCAUUUUACCUACCUUAUAAAGGAUGGAAGGCUGAGUCAACCUUGGGCCGGGCUUGAACCUGCAGUAAUUGCAGGCUGCUGUGUUCUAAUAACAGGCUUCUUACCAGCCUGAGCUACCACGGCCCUUGUGACACAUGCGGGUGGCGUGUGCACUUCCGAGCCGGUAAGGAAGGUAAGUAGAUUUCACCCCUGGUUUAGCCCUUCUCAGGUCUGUCGUGUUUCCCUUGCAACUCCUCAUAAGCCUCCAUUUUCCCCAAUGAUCUGUCUUUAUUUGGGGAAAAGCAGCCACUUCUUGUAGAAUAUAACAAGCAAGGAACAGCUCAUACUGCCCCUUUUCACCUAAAAUGUUCUUUAUUGCCAUGACUUGACAAUAUUUUGAGGCAAAUAUUUUAUUUAAUACCCACUUUCAUAUACGUGGCUAUGGCAUGGAACUGCUGUGGUGUUAAGCAACUGUUGUUGCCGAGUAACUUCUGACUUUGAUAUUAGUGCUGAUGGGAGUGUGCCUUCCUGUCUCUGUCAAAGGGGGUGGUUUCAUUACCACAGAAAACCUCAGGCAGGUGCUUUGUUAUAUCUGAAAAAAAUAUCUACACCUUCCUACACCUUCCUUCACCACUGUGGGUAUCAGCAUGCCCCUUGUGCAGGUUGCUCCUCAAAAAUUCUGCCGUGUUUUGGUGUCCUAGAUACUUUCAAUCAGUCUUCCCUCAAUUUGCCUUCUAGCAUCACCAAUUACUAGACAAAUACUUCGUGUUUUAGAAAAUAGGCUCUUCCUCUUGAAAGCUGUCUUACUUGUUGACUUGCUCUAUAGAGAGAAAGCUACAUCUGUCAGUCACUUGCAGCGUGUGGAGCUGAUGAGUCCUUGGGGACUCUGCUCUUUUGGGGAGGUGAUGAAGAGAGGCUGUCUUGGUAAUUUGCAAAGUUUGUGAGUUUCUGCUGUUUCAAGUAGAGAAAGGAAAGAGACUCGGAUGGGAGAUGUGAAGGAUCUGUGGGGAAGAGACGAGUCCAAAGUAUGGAGAAGUCUGGGACAUGGGAAGGGAAUGUAUCCUGCCCUCUCGGUUCUUAUUCAUAAAGGGCUAUUUUUACUCCCUUCUUUUCCUCACCCCUGCUCUGGGGUUUGCACUGAAUCUAUUUUUAAAGGUACAGACUUCUAUACUCUUGGGCUUUAUGAACCCACCCCUAAUUGAAUUGGAGAGGGGAGAGUAAACUGCUGUGAUCACUUCUCCCCUAAAUUGUUUUUUUUUUCAUCCAGUCAGUGCAUUAAUGCUUGGUAAUGGGGAGGUAGAGUAGAAUUCUCUCCCAAUUAGUUCCUUUGGGAAGUUAGAUGCACUUUAAUCUCUGUGCACUGUGUUUCCAGAAAAAGAUGGCAUCCAGUUUUCUGCUGUCCCAAAUCAAGCUUAUGGGGCACAUCCAGACCUCGCCUUCUUCCUUCCCUCGAGGUGCUACAUUGUUCUGCCACUCACCUACCUUGCCUAGUAAUGUUAAGGGAUGGGCCUCCUCCUAGGUCUUCUUGUUUUAGCUUUGGACAAAGAUAAAAAAAGGCUGGAUUAACGAUAUCAAGUCAUCAUUUCAGAAAGUAAGGAAAUGAUGCCUGAAUUAACAGUGCCUGUUUUUAUAUUUUUAAGGAGAUGCUAUGGAUUUUGGAUGGAAGAAAUUAUUUUAUUGCUUAAUAAAAUGCAAAGAGGUGCUCCCCAGAUUUCUAAUAAUAGAAGCACACUAUUUUUUUCCCCUAGUUUAGAAGAGGGAAGUAGAGCAGUGACCCAUACCAAAAUGCAGACUAGCCACCUCUGAAGGUUAGCGCUACUGGCUGCAGAAAGUUAGGUUAGCCUCAGAGGUUGCCCAAGCUAAAGGAUACUUCAUCCAGCCGGCCGUACCCGCUGCCCUCUUGAUUCUCUGAAUUACCACUGCCAUCUUCCCCAGUCAGAGGUAGGAAGAUUAUUGCUCAGUCAGUGAUGCAGAGAAUGUCAGGGAGGAGAAGCUUGGCGCAAUGGCUUGUUGUGGCCUGUAUAGGCCCUGCUCAAGCGCCCUGCUAAACUUACAGAAAUGGCUGCUCUAAGGGGAGCCAGUUGAGUGAGAGGUGAAGUUUCUCUCUCUCUUUUGAGGAAGGGGGAAGACUAGAGAGGAGCAAAUGGUAGAGGGUCUCAGCAGGCUUACGGGUUUCUUGAUUCCCAUGUGUUUGAAGCACUAGGCUUCAUUGCCCUCUGCCAACCAGUUAUGCUCCACAGCCUUGAGAGGGAAGCCAGGAAUCUUUAUCAGGUGGCAGCUCAGGCCUCCGUGUGCCACCUUGCAAAGUCCUGGGUUCCUCCUCUCCCCCACAUCAAACCCCAUGUCAGGUCUUCCCACCCUGUGCCCCACCCCCAAGCAUGCACUUUGUCCUUGCCCUGCACUGCACUUCCUGUGUUGGGUUUGUUGCUGUACAGAUUUCCAUGUAUAUAAUAUAUAUUAUAAAUACCAGCCUUUACGAGGGGGGUGGUGUCUCCAGCCCAUGUAUUUUCUAUAGCAUGGGGCUUCCCCUCUGCUCCUUCUCUCAGAUUGACUGUAUUUUUGUUUCUUUUCCUUCUCCCCCCACCCCACCCAAUCAGUUCCACUUUGUAUAUAUGAAAAUGUAUAUUUGAUGCUUCAUAAAUUGAUCAAAUGUCCUUGCUGU
This is a messenger RNA of Ahaetulla prasina, 10253 nucleotides long. RefSeq names its product IQ motif and Sec7 domain ArfGEF 2 (gene IQSEC2). The transcript has 14 exons. Gene Ontology annotation, molecular function: guanyl-nucleotide exchange factor activity; protein binding. Lineage: Eukaryota; Metazoa; Chordata; Lepidosauria; Squamata; Colubridae. Bases 2084 to 5995 code for a protein of 1303 amino acids. Gene Ontology annotation, biological process: actin cytoskeleton organization; regulation of ARF protein signal transduction. The record is from RefSeq and is a predicted model, not a curated record.